This is a messenger RNA of Cloeon dipterum, 1953 nucleotides long. Its product is annotated as Krueppel-like factor 6. The record is from RefSeq and is a predicted model, not a curated record. Gene Ontology annotation, biological process: regulation of transcription by RNA polymerase II. Gene Ontology annotation, molecular function: DNA-binding transcription factor activity, RNA polymerase II-specific; RNA polymerase II cis-regulatory region sequence-specific DNA binding. The coding region runs from base 418 to 1365 and encodes 315 amino acids. NCBI's taxonomy places the organism in Eukaryota, Metazoa, Arthropoda, Insecta, Ephemeroptera, Baetidae. The transcript has 4 exons.
AACAAGAGCAAUUACGAUAAUUCAGUCAGCAGUGCCAGAUGGUGUCGGCCAUAGUCGAGAGAAAGAUUGAAAUGAAAAAAAACCUGAUGCGGGGCAAUGUGCUAAUUCGGCCAUUAGAACACAUUAUUGGCGCGUAUGACGAGUCAAUUUAUUUUUUCAUUAAAAGUGCGCGCAUGUAUUGGGUUGCGGCUGCUGUUUUUUCUCGGCUGAGCUGCAAGGGUGAUAAGGCCAACUUAUCGGCGUGGCCACGCAGCCUGCCACAGGAAGCACACACACGCUCUCAGUACUCGGCUCCUGGACGCAGCGCCGAUCAGUCACGACGCUGAGGAGAUGCUGACACGCGCUCCGUGACCUAAACAACAGCUACCCCAACCCCCUCGCACCCGCAGCAGCUCUCUUGGACGGUUUUCCAGCGCCAUGGCAGGAGAAGAUGUUGACAAGUUCGCGAGCAUCUUCCUGUCCGGAAUCAUGCCUCCGAGCGACGACGACCUCUUUUUGGCCGACCUACCCCCGCCGCUCGAAGACUUUCCAACCACCGAUUACGGCAACAACCUGUUUGACUCCUCCGACCCUUACUGGAGCACCACCAUGAUUGCAGACAUCAACAAUGACUGGGUCAACAUUGAAGGCCUGUUCGGCGAGGCAUCGGCAGCAAGCGAGUCGGCGGCGGCGAUGCCAGAGCGGACGCUGCUCUGCACGGACGACUGCAACGACUACCUGAACGAACUGAACGCGGCGCUGCAACUGGUGCCGGCGACAACGGGGAUGGCGCCGCCCUUACUCGACUCGCCCCUUGUGGUGCUCGGUGUGAGUCUGGAGGGUUGCAGCGGCGCUGCUGGGAAUAUUCUCCAGCAGCCGGAGGCGCCGGCCGCCGUGAAGACGAGGGGCGGCGGCGAGCACCAGGAGGCCCGCUCUUUUCUCUGUCCCUACUCCAAGUGCGGCAAAAUCUACGCCAAGUCUUCGCAUCUCAAGUCGCACCUUCGCAGACACACUGGCGAGAAGCCAUUCAGGUGCACGUGGCCGAACUGCACGUGGCGCUUCAGCCGAUCCGACGAGCUGGCGCGGCACCGGCGCUCGCACAACGGCCACAAACCGUACGAGUGCCUGCUGUGCGAGAAGCGCUUCGCCAGAUCGGACCACCUGACCAAGCACAUCAGGGUGCACCUCCGCCAGGGCUGCUACUGCCUGGCGUGCGACCUGACCGCCGUGCAGAACGGCCUCCGCAAGCGGCCGCCGAGCCAGGUGGGCACGCGCCGCGGCCGCCCGCCCAUCUACCACAGACUGCCGCAGUACUGCAACAACGAGCACUGCGCCAACAAACUCAGGGACAAAGUUCCCCAAGCACAGCAGCAGGAAGAAGUUUGAGGAUGGCAGGAGACACGUUGAAAUCAAAAUAAUUCCAGUCUUUUAUUCAAAUUGAGUGAAUCAAACAUAAUUUUUUCCUCACAGUCAGAUUCACCGAUAUUACCAAAAAAAGACAAUAAAUUUAGGUCUCUUGUAGUUAUUUCAAUCGAAACAUUUCUAACUUACGCUGUGUGAAUUUCACUUAAUUUACAAAUCGCAGCAGUUUUGGGCAGCUUCCAAACUGACUUAAGAUUUGUUUACAUCUGAACGAGCGGCUAAUUGUGUGCAGCAUCUAGGCUAAAUUUAUCUAUACAAUAUUGAUUUUGCAGUUUGUUUGUUGGCUUAUUUUAAAUUUAUGUGUGGUGCGUUUAUUGUAAGCUUAUUUCUCUCUUUUAGAGUGUUGCUCGAUCUCAGUCAGAUAAUUAGCAAAUCUCUUUUGCAUACAUAAAAAAUGUGUUUUCCUUAUACCAAUAACAUUGUAUAUCGUAUUACUUAUGCCGUGUGGGUGCAUUGAUUUAAGAGAAAAUAAAUUUUUCUUCUGCGAUUUAACUCAAAAAAUGUAUUGUGUUCUUCAAGACAAAAAUAAAUCAAAAUAAUACCUUCUAUAAA